AUGGCGUCCUCUGAGGUUGAAAUGUCCUCAUGCCAGACUUUUAAUUGCGUACUGAGCCCUCACGAGAGAUGCAUCCGUGGAGACAACAACAAGAAGAACAAGAACAAGAACAAUGUCCGAAACAUACACGUGGCCUUCGAGAAGAAUCUCAAAGUUUUUGUCAGAGAUCCUCUCGAAAACUGCACCGUCGUCUCCGGUGAGAAUUGUCACGACAACUCCACCAAAUCGGUUCCGGAAUGUUCUUCCAACAGCAAAUCCUCUCUCUCAGAUCAUCGGCUCCCGAAAACAGACGAAGCUCCCUCGUCGUCUCCUCUAGGAUCCGACCCGGAUCCAAAUUUUAACAAUCCGGGUCAACCCGAUAAGAGAAAAGAAACCAGGGCGGCUUCUUGUCUGGUUCAGAUAUGGGAGGCGAGGACAACGCAGCACCCUAACCAAAACCAAUCCCUAAUCGAUAGCAGAACGAGUUCCGGAUCAAUCGUUUUAGAGUACUCCGAGUCUCUCAACGAACCCGAAUUGAUUCAAACGAUCGAAGAAGGAAACAAUGAAGAGGAGGAAGAGGAAGAGAAGAUGGAAUGUGAAACACAACUCGUUCCUCCGCAACCAGAUGCUUCUGGAGAGAAAGAAAGAGAAGGGGUAAGAGUUAUGGAUAUCAUCCGGAAACUAAGCACCGACUCAGAAACAACGGCUAAUCACGAGAACGGAAGCAGCAGCAACGACAAUGCCAAAGAUAUUCAGACGACAGAAGCGAGAAGUUUUCCUCAAGUUGCGUGUUCCCCAAGAAUAAGAGGGAGACAAGCUUUUGCGGAUUUAUUGGUGCAGAUGACUCGUGAUCGAGAAAAGGAAUUGGCUUCUUUAUCAGAACGACACAGUGUCUCCAAGUUCACGCAUCGAGGACGGAUUCAGUCGACGCUUAGGAUUCGGUGCUACGAAAGGUGCAUUGCGAUUCAAGAUAGACAUCGGUCUAAAACAUCUGAUUUAAACCGGUCUCCACGAGGGUCUGGUGUGAUGCAUCUUCUCAGGGAGAAAUAUAAGACAAACUCUGAAAACAUUGAGAGUGGAGUUUUGUCUAUCUCUCGGGGUCGGAGUCUGGAUAAAGACGCUCCCAAGGUUGCAGAGAAGAAGGUUUUGCAGGAAACAAUGGAGAAGAAGAGUGAUAUUAAGGAGAUUCAAGAGGUGGUCUCUGCGGUGGAGACCGUGAAGAAAGCUGUAUUGAGUGAAAGUACAGAGAACAAGAUUGGCUUCAAGAAAUCUUCAGGAGAAACUAUUCAGAAGGAGACUGGGGAACGGAGAGGCCAGAAGCAAGAAACAAACGUUAAAGCUAUUGCUAAGGAAACAGUGAAGAAAGCUGUUUUCAGUGAGAAUGCAGAGAACAAGAAACCAGCAGGAGAAACCAUUCAGAAAGAAAGCAGAGAAGGGAGAGGCGAGAAGCGAGAGAUGAAGGAGAAAGAAAGUGUUCAAGGGAAGGCUUUGAUGGGAAUAGCUGAGAAGGUGAAUCUAUGGAACUCAGAGGAGAAGAUCAACAGGAGAAAAGGCAAAGCUAAAACUGAGAGAGUUGAGAAGAAUAUUGAAGUGUUGGAAGAAGCUGCAAGAAGAAUCAUCAAUGUGGAAAGUGCGGAGAGAAGCAUUGCUACUUCAAAGGAAACGAUCAAGCGGUGCGAGUUUGCAGAGGAAGUAGUGAGAAGGACGAAAAAGGAAGACCCUGUCUCUGUAGAGACUAAGUCCAAAGAGACUGUGGAUAGAAACAUCAAUCCUCAACAAGUUAAUGCACAAGCAGAGGAAAAGGUUUUGCAGGAGACAAGAGCUAAUAUUGAAGCUAGAGACAACAAGAAUGGUUUGAGAAAACCUAAUGAGGAGGAAAGUGUAGAUGAAAACAGUAUGAUGGGAAUAGCUGAGAAGGUGAACAUGUGGAACUCCAAGGAGAGAAGGAAUAGGAGAAACUCUAUUGAUAGAGGCAAAGCGAAUGCCAAAACAAACCAAGUCUUGCAAGAAGCUUCAAGAAGAAUCACUAAUGUCGAAACCGCGGAGAGAAGCAUCACUACUUCAAAGGAAAAUGUGGAGAGAGUAGUUGGAAACAAAGAAACUAAGCAGUGCGAGUCUGAAGAUAAAGGAAGAAGAAAGAAAGAGGAAGAUCUUGGUGUUUUAGAAGCUAAGUCCAAAGAGAUCAUUGAGGUGAAAAACAUGAUUCCUCAAGAAGUUUCGAGUCAUGAUGGCUCUAGAGAGAGGGCUAAAGAGAUUAUAAACUCUUCACAACACGGUGAAGUGAUUUCGGUUCUGCGAAAUCCAGAAGCUAAGUCUACUAAAGAGAUUGAGAGAAACGAUGUUCGAGAAAUUGUAAUAGAAGAAGCAUCUGCAAGUGACGGCUCUAGAGUGAGGGCUAAAGAAUCUGAGGAUGAAGUAACAAAGGAGGUAGAUCUCGAAGAAAAUGUGCAAGAAACAGCAAUAGAGCAUUUCAGUGUUUGGGAAGAAAAUGAAGUAGAAGAAGAAGAAGACGAAUAUGGAGAUUAUGAUCAUUACAGUGGAGACUAUAGUUAUGACUGGGUUAAUGAUAUUUCGCGGCCUCGAAGUUACUGGGAAGAUUUGAGGAAAGAAAGGUAUCUCGAGGUUCUCAACGCUGAAUCAGAGAAAAAAGACAUUUGCAACCUCAUUCAGAGACGAACAGUUUCCGACUUUUUGACGAGCGAUUUGCGGCAAAAGAUUGAUAACUUGAUGAUCAGUCGAGUGCAAAAUCACAUACGCGUACCAGUCAAUCAAGAAGAAGGAGAUGAAGAUGAAGAAGAAGAAGAAUGGGAGGAAGAGUGUUCACCAAGGAACCAAGAAGAUAAUGAAACAGAGGAAGAACCAGAGAAGACAAAUCUCGAAGAUGCAAGCGACAAUUUCAGCCAAUCAUCAGUAAGGAGUAGUACGUUGAUGAUGUCGUGGAGUUUCAGGGAUCACGACAUUGACAAGGAUCAGGAACCGACGACUUCUUUGUCUCUUCCUGAGCCUCCAGUACCCACAAAUCAACCUACGCAGGAAAUGCAGAUGAUAAGUGAUCUCAGGGGACAAAUGGAGCAAAUGCAACGAGAAAUGCUCGAAUUACGAAAUACUGUUAAAUCGUGCAUCGAUAUGCAACUUCACUUCCAGAAAUCUGUAGUACAAGAUUUUUCUCGCUCUGGCUCAUCUGCAGAACAACGUGUAGAAACGAAGAAAGAUCCAUUGCAGCGCAAGUGCUGCGUUUGCUUAGAGAUGCCAGUUGACUCGCUCUUGUAUAGGUGUGGACAUAUGUGUACGUGCCUGAAAUGUGCUCAUGAAUUGCAAUGGAGUAGUAAGAAAUGUCCGAUCUGUAUGGCUCCAAUUGUCGACGUUGUGAGGGCUUUUCUUGAUUUUUAG
Messenger RNA from Microthlaspi erraticum, 3369 nucleotides. NCBI's taxonomy places the organism in Eukaryota, Viridiplantae, Streptophyta, Magnoliopsida, Brassicales, Brassicaceae. The record is from the annotation of a GenBank genome assembly.